UUCCCUUCACUUCUGUUUCACUCUUCAACUUUAUUUAUAUCCCAAAAAACUCAAGGAAAUGUCUUAUUUUGCUUCUUCCCCAACAAAAAUGAUGCCUAAAGUCUCAAUCUUGUGCUGUUUUUUUCAUGGUUUAGGAUUAGCUUAAUUGCGCAGAAAAAUUAAGGAGAAGAAGAGGUAGCUUUGUUCUAAAGGAGAGAUUUUGAGAACUCGAAAACAGGAAUUAUGGGGAGUAAAUGGAGGAAGGCGAAGUUGGCUCUUGGGUUCAACAUGUGUUUGUAUGUGCCGGAAAAGCUUGGAGAAUCAUCCCCUUCAUCAUCAUCGGCCGCCAUUAAUGGCCGCCAUCAUCUGGAUGUUGUUCCCUCAAGAUUCUCCUCCGACGCCGCUUCCACUUCCCCCCUUUCUCCGCCGGGGAUAGACUGCCGGCCCACCACACCCACCCCAUCUUCUUCCGGGCUCCGGUUACCCAAAUCUGGGACUAGAGCAUCAAAGAGAACUUGUGCAAUCUGUCUAGCAACGAUGAAACCUGGUCAAGGCCAUGCGAUUUUUACUGCAGAGUGUUCCCAUUCUUUCCAUUUUCACUGCAUUACCUCUAAUGUAAAACAUGGCAACCAGAUGUGUCCAGUUUGCAGAGCCAAAUGGAAAGAAAUCCCCUUCCAGAGCCCUGCAUCUGAUCAUCCAAAUGGAAGGUUAGGGAUCAAUCCAGUAGAUUGGCCCCGUGAAGAUAACUGGAUGACUGUUUUACGACAGUUUCCUCCUCCUCGGCUAGAUUCAUCUAGGCAAAUUACUUCUCUUUUCCAUGCUCCAGAGCCAGGAAUCUUUAAUGAUGAUGAAGUCUUAGAUCAGCAGAAUGUGACUACCGAAGGAAAUACACUUAUAAAGGAUCCUGUGUGUAGUGAUUCUAUUGAUACAAUAGAAGUCAAAACAUAUCCAGAAAUUUCGGCAGUUCCUAGAGCAACCCCUCAUAAUAAUUUUGCUGUACUGAUUCAUCUCAAGGCUCCUCAUAGAAAUGGAGGACAAAAUAGCUGUGGAAACCAGAGUACAUUAGCAUCAGUAUCUCAAAAUACUCGUGCCACAGUUGACCUUAUCACGGUGCUUGAUGUCAGUGGCAGCAUGUCAGGUACCAAGCUUGCUUUGCUAAAACGAGCUAUGGGUUUUGUGAUACAGAACCUGGGCCCCUCUGACCGGCUUUCUGUCAUAGUCUUCUCGUCUACAGCGCGUCGCCUCUUUCCUCUUCGUCGGAUGACUGAGACUGGGCGACAGGAAGCAUUGCAGGCUGUUAACUCUCUGACUUCAAAUGGAGGGACAAACAUUGCUGAAGGACUUAGGAAAGGUGCCAAGGCGUUAGUGGAUCGCAAGUGGAAGAACCCAGUUGGCAGUAUCAUUCUGUUAUCUGAUGGGCAGGAUACAUAUACGAUUACAAGUCCUAGUGGGGACCGACCCAGAACUAAUUAUAAAUCACUUCUUCCAGUCUCCACUCAUCGGGAUGGUGGUGCUGGCUUCCACAUCCCUGUGCAUGCAUUUGGGUUUGGUGCAGACCAUGAUGCUGUUUCAAUGCAUUCGAUCUCUGAGAUAUCCGGAGGUACAUUUUCUUUCAUAGAAGCUGAGGGUGUGAUCCAGGAUGCGUUUGCACAGUGCAUUGGAGGGCUGUUAAGUGUAGUAGUGCAAGAAGUGUCUGUUAAAGUGGAGUGCGUUCAUCCAGAAAUGCAAAUUAGUUCAAUAAAGGCUGGCAAUUACCGAACCAGCAUGAUGGCUGACUCAAGAUCAGGUUCUGUUGAUGUUGGAGACUUGUAUGCUGAAGAAGAAAGGGAUUUUUUGGUGGCAGUCAAUAUUCCAGUCAAUGGAUCCAGUGAAGAGAUGUCAUUACUAAAGGUUCAAUGUGUUUACAGGGACCCUAUUACCAAGGAAACCGUGUCUUUAGAAGAAGCCAGUGAAGUGAGGAUCCAGAGGCCUGCAAUGGUUAUGCAACCGGAAGUGUCUAUGGAAGUAGACAGGCAGCGGAACAGGCUCCGUGCAGCAGAGGCAAUAGCUGAGGCUAGAGCUGCUGCUGAGAAUGGUGAUCUAGCUAAUGCUGUCUCUCUACUUGAGAGCUGUCGUAGGGCUUUAUCUCAAACAAUCUCUGCCCAGGCUGGUGACAGGUUAUGCACUGCACUAUGUGCUGAGCUAAAGGAGAUGCAAGAAAGGAUGGCAAACCGCCGCAUAUAUGAGGCAUCGGGAAGGGCUUACGUGCUGUCAGGAUUGAGCUCACAUUCAUGGCAGAGGGCAACUGCAAGAGGUGACUCCACUGAUAGCACAAGUCUUGUGCAAGCUUACCAGACCCCUUCCAUGGUUGACAUGGUUACCCGUUCUCAAACCAUGGUAUUUGGGAACCCUCAAUCUCAACGAAAACUUAGACAAGUUCAGUCAUUCCCUGGUCGUCCUGAACCAAGGUAAUACAUUGGAGCAAACCUUUGAAAAACCAUCCUCACCCGUAUUCAUUUUUUUGCAUCCGGAAGACCUUUUUGUUUUAGUGAUUUCCUUUUCCUUCUAUUUUCAUGGUUUGGGAAGCUGGGUAUAAACUUGAGAAAUGUAAACAGGUUGGGUGUUUUGACAUGGUGGGUAUAUGUUCUUGUUUUGUUAUGUACAUGAAUAAGAACUUGGGACAACUAAGGACUGGUUUGAAGAGGGAAAUAUUCAUGGUGAAGAAAAAAUGAAAAGUAAGAGAAUUAGGGGGUUUUUUGGGUCAUGGGAUAGUGUACAUAGCAAGGGAAAUUGUGUUUUUGUUUCCCAUAGGAGGAUGGGGGUAUAGCCAUGGAUACAAUGGGGGUGAAUUCUUCUUUUAAAUUUUUUUUUUCUAUGGUAAUAUCCAAAAACAACUAUACAGUACUAGGGUGAGUCUCGCUCAACAUGUCAGCUUCUCUUAAAUAUGAUAUAUCUAGUUUUAAUUUGUUCCA
Messenger RNA from Rubroshorea leprosula, 2930 nucleotides. NCBI's taxonomy places the organism in Eukaryota, Viridiplantae, Streptophyta, Magnoliopsida, Malvales, Dipterocarpaceae. The record is from the annotation of a GenBank genome assembly.